UUCCAGAGGAAACUGGCCAGGAAGUGCGGCACGUUAAAGAAUGUUUACUGACUUUAACUGGUUGGUGGACAGCGGUUCUUGAAAGCCACGCCUGCUGAACAUCAGUCUGGAACAUCAGCACUUAAAUCACAAGGAAGUAGACGGUGUGAUAACGGAGCUGUUCUAUGAAACGAAGAAAUGAGCUUCUGGUCGCUUUCGGUAGGAUCACCAAAACCGACUAAAAACCUAACACUGACUUACGAUGCCCCAAAUGAAGAGGACAUCUUCACCGCUGGAGACACUGUCACAGGCACGCUUUCGUUCACUUUGACCAAAGACACUAAAGUGAAAAGUGUAAGUGUCAAAUUUAAAGGAUUCGCAUACGUAUCCUGGUCAGAGGGAGAUGGAGAUGACAGUACGUCAUACUCUGCAAUUAGGAACUUCUUCAAAUUCAAAGAUCUACUUGUUGAAAAUAAACCAAAAGGCACUGUGCUUCCAAAGGGAGAGCAUGUCUUUAAAUUCAAGUUCCAAAUUCCAUCGGGAGAUCUGCCAUCAUCCUUCAACAGCUCUUGUGGACAAAUCACCUACAUGCUUGAAGCAAAGAUAUGCAGGAGCUGGAGGUUCCCUUUGAAAGAGCAAAAGCAGCUCAGAUUUACUAGUAUAUCCUCUCAGAUUCCCCUCCAGUGUCCUGUCUCUGGUUCGGUGAGAAAAGGAAAGGUUGAAAUGUCUGCUACUGUUGACAAAAAGGUCUGCUGUCCAGGGGACAUUUUGUCAGUUGUUGCCAAUAUCUGCAACUCCUUCUCCUCAAAAGCAGUCAGGCCAAAAUUCCAGUUAAUCAAAAGAGAAAUCUACCGCGCUGAAGGCUCCACUACCAGCAGUAACCUAUCUCAUGGAAAAGUGGUUGGGAAAUAUAUUGCAGCAAACUCAAAGGAAACUGUCUCCUGUCAGCUGAGGGUUCCUGUAGAUGCUGUUGACAGCAUCCAUAACUGUGAAAUCCUCACAGUGGAAUAUUAUGUGAAGGCAUAUGUGGACAUCAGUUUUGCCAUUGAUCCAGAGAUAGAGCUCCCAGUGGUGGUUAUUCCUGCCAGAUUUGCUUCCCAAAUGCAUGAUGAGACUAUGGGGACUGACUUUGCCAGCCAUUUCCCUGCUCCAGACUUCCCUGCUGGACCUUAUCCUGUACCUGCUGGUCUAGGUGCCCCCUUUCAGCCUGGACAAGCUGUCUUGCCUUACCCAGUCGGGGCUGUUGGUGCACCAGGUUACAGUGACUUCCCUCCUCAAGGACCCUCUUGUGCACCCACAGUUCAAGGUGCUUAUGGAUACCAAGCACGAGCUCCUACUCAACAUGCUCCCUCAACAAGUGGCUUUAAUAACCAGUGGUCACAGCAGGUUCCUCCUGAUGGUGAUCCCUUGGCAGUUUUCCACCCAAAAGCCCCCACUGCUCAGCCUCAGCAAGGACAAAACCCUCCAAACUACAUGUCUCUUUUCCCCUCUCCUACUUAACAAACACAGACUGUUUACUACUAACAGGUAUUUAUCCACGUCUGUUCACCUAACUCAGGGCCUUUCCCUCAUCCAUCAUCACUUCCUUUUUCUCCUGUGAGUGAGAAAGAAAUCUGAAACAUUGCAUUAUGUCUAGAUCUAACUGGUGCUGGUCAUGAUGACCUUAGAAUUAAAAAGUGAACCAGCACCUCUCCUCUUUUUCACUGCCACUGUCAUACCUUCAGUCAUUCUCUUCAAACAGGUGUUGAACUAGACCACCUGAAAUGAGCCAAAGUUAUCCGAGUAUUCAAAACCCAUUAUCAGAUGACAUUUUCAAAUAUCCACAAAUUUCCUUGUUAAUCUGUUAUUUCAAAAUACUUGAAAAAUAGUUAACAAGAGAUAAGUCAAAGACCUAAACCAAUGCUUCUCAAUUGGUUGAUCAGUCCCUAAAAGCGGGCCACAGACAUUUUUUAGUGGAAAAAAAAACUGUGACAUAAAGUCCACAAUGUAUGCAAGUUUUAAGCAGCAUAUACAUUUGAUUUUAUUCUGUUUUUCCCAUUAAACAAGUAUAUUGUUAUUGUUUUCUAAAGAUCUAAAACUCACUUAACUCCUUUUCUGGAUGUAACUGAACUCCUUUUUUCAUUUGAAUUUGUUAAUUUCUCAAAAUAAUAAGACAACCAAAAUUUACGCCUUAUUUUAGUGUAAGGAAUAAAAUACAGUGUACUCAUGCAUGUCAGUGUAGGGUUUCUUUAAUGACACACUUGUCCUGUCUCUUUGUACAGUCAUGAUUUUUAUUAUUUAUGGUGCACACUCAAUUUUCUUGAUUAAAUAAACUUAAGUUGUUGAGAUUUUUCAGGAAUUUGGGUCACGAUGGCUCAUUUAAGAAGUGGUGGUUGGUCCUGAGGCUAGACCAGUUGAGAACCACAGUCUACUAUCUGAUUAUCAAUAUGGACUCUGUGAAAGUAAUUCUGCCUCUAUGGCUCUGAUCCAUUUGGCUUAUAAAAUAUCUGCAGCUUCAGGUAGCUACUAUGAAUAAAAACAAUCUCCAUUCAGACUUUGUAUUAUAAGAAGUUUGUCCACAUUGUUACUUACUCCAGCUGGAGUGCUCAUAUGGUUCAAAUAAUUCAAAGCCUGUGAUUAUAAACAUAUUUCAUGAAAUACACUGCACAUAGGCACUUUUGUUUUUCUGUUCCUUAGUAAUUUAUCUCCUAAAUCCUUUAGCACCUUUAUGUGACUCUGUCUGAGAUCCACUGUUAUCCGUCUCACCAGAUCAUACUAAAUGUAGAACACAAUCUGUUCCACAGAACCAGCCUCUGAUAGUUCUCAAUCAGGUACAGAGGCCCAGUGGUUUGCAGCAGCCGUACAUCUUUUUCUGGUUUUACAAGAUGUGCUUUAAAUAGCAUACGGAAAAAUGUAAAUGUAGUUUGUUAUGGUAUAUAUGAAUACUUAAAUCAUUGCACACUUUAUCUGAAUAUUUAAAUUUUAUUUGUAUCUUGUAGAAGGACUUCUUAAAUGAAAUAUAUUGAAAUACCUGUUACUUAUAUAUUUUUUUAAAAUAUAAUGGUAAAAAUAAAGGUCAGUGAAGUGAGCAUGAAUGGUUCUGUGACUGUUUAUGGUUUAAAAAAAUCCACAGAG
This is a messenger RNA of Cheilinus undulatus (humphead wrasse), 3093 nucleotides long. Its product is annotated as arrestin domain-containing protein 3-like. The transcript is spliced from 6 exons. Gene Ontology annotation, biological process: protein transport. The coding region runs from base 178 to 1479 and encodes 433 amino acids. The record is from RefSeq and is a predicted model, not a curated record. Gene Ontology annotation, cellular component: plasma membrane; cytoplasm. Lineage: Eukaryota; Metazoa; Chordata; Actinopteri; Labriformes; Labridae.